Salvia hispanica is the source of this 1095-nucleotide messenger RNA. NCBI's taxonomy places the organism in Eukaryota, Viridiplantae, Streptophyta, Magnoliopsida, Lamiales, Lamiaceae. The record is from RefSeq and is a predicted model, not a curated record.
AAGCAUAAAUUGAUAAACUUCAAUUAUGUAAGCAAGCAAUUUCGCACAUUGGCCGAUUGCCGCCAACGGCGUUGUUUCCAUGUUCCGACGACAUUCAACCGCCAACCGUCGCGCGUGCCUUCAUUUCUCAUUCGUCAUCUGCUUCAUAUCCCACAGUAUACAAUCGCACAUACAGUGACAUUUAUAUAGUUGCGAUCUAGCUGGAUUUGAGCUCGAAUUGCAACACCCUUAGGAAAAUUUGACGCUCUUGGCCGUCGCUCCUGCCCCCCCUGGAUCCGCCACUGACGCCAAGAGAUCUCAUAAAGGUUUAUUCGAUUGGGAAGCGAUGCCUAAAUCAAAAAACGAGACCCCUGCAGUUCGCGUUUAUACAGUUUGUGAUGAAUCAAGGUACCUGAUUGUUAGGAAUGUUCCUUCUUUGGGUUGUGGAGAUGAGCUCUUGAAAUUGUUCUCUACUUAUGGCCCAGUUGCAGAAUGUAAGCCGAUGGAUGCGGAAGAAUGUGAGGCUUAUACCGAUGUUUAUUGGAUCAAAUUUCAUCAACUCAGCAAUGCUAGGUUUGCCAAAAGAAAGUUAGACGAGUCUGUUUUUCUAGGAAACCAAAUACAAGUGACAUAUGCACCCGAGUAUGAGAGCCUCUCUGACACAAAAGAGAAGUUAGAAGGACGGAGGAAGGAAGUUCUAGCACGACUUAACCCAAGAAGAUCUAAAGGCCCUUCGGAUUCCAGUAGAGAGCCUUCCUUAGCUUCCACUCCUUCGAUCAAGGAGUCAGGUCCCCCUACUUCUUCCUUAUCUCAAAGGAAUUCGGUCGAGUCACGGGCUGGUAUCACAGGAUAUGCUUCCUCCAUGCCAUUAGUCUCUUCGGAUAAGGAAUAUUUUCCAUCAGAAUCGAUGAAUCAAACGGUUAAGUUGGUUAGGGAGAAAUUGAAUAAGAUAGAAUCAAGUUCAGAGCAUGGGGCAUUGGGGUCUUUCAAGAAGGCGCGUGUCGACAAUAGAAGAAGGAUCUAGUUAUAUAAUGUGGGAUAUAUAUAUAUGUAUGUAUUGUAUUUGAAUUUUGAUCGAUGUGGUAAUGUGCAUGCUUCGAGUUUGCUUAUCACAAA